Caenorhabditis remanei is the source of this 603-nucleotide messenger RNA. RefSeq lists its product as uncharacterized. The transcript is spliced from 3 exons. Lineage: Eukaryota; Metazoa; Nematoda; Chromadorea; Rhabditida; Rhabditidae. Gene Ontology annotation, cellular component: WASH complex. Gene Ontology annotation, biological process: actin filament polymerization; exocytosis. The coding region runs from base 1 to 603 and encodes 200 amino acids. The record is from RefSeq and is a predicted model, not a curated record.
AUGAGCACAACUUCAAAUCAACAUCUCAAGCCAGAGAUUGACUUGAAUAAGGUUCCUCCUCUCGACCAUCACAGAACUGCCGUCACUUUCAAUUGUUUGAUUCUGAAAAUGACAGAAAUUCUGAACAAUUUUGGAAAUAAAAUGGAAGACGUCCUCGAGAGAGCCGAAAAAACACUUGAUACAGCUGAUCGAAAACUUCGGUUAAUGGAAGCAAAAUUAGCAACGGUUACUAUUGAAGAAAAAUGCACCGAAGCUGUACAGUUCACUCCAACCACAUCAGAUGGCUCUGCUAUUGAACAAACCAAAACUGCGGCAACGACAACGUCCCCCUUACCAAUAAUUCCUCGUGUUUCUGAAGAAAAUACCGAAUUAGUUGAAUCUGCUCCCGCCAUUUUGAUCAAAGACGAUCCUGAAUAUAAUAAAUACUUCAAAAUGCUAAAAAUGGGUGUCCCGGAAGCAGGUGUGAUUCAAAAAAUGGAAUCCGAAGGCAUUGAUUCUUCAAUCUUAAAGAGAGGCGACGAACCAUCCCGAUCACAAAUCUCGAAGUCUGCCGGAUACGAAUCAUCAGGCGAAUCAGUGUCGUCAUUCUCAGAUUCUGAUUAG